GAGAAGAAAUAUUAUUGAAAUUUCCAUGGAUCUCUACGAAGAUCUGCGGGUCUCGGAGGAAAUUACCCCCUCUAUUUUUAUCUUCAAUUGAAUAAUCUAAACUCUUCCUUUGUGGAUGAUUUUCCAUUAAACUUUGUUUUGUUCCAUUAACUUCGCUGUUGUGACAAGUCACCCCAUCUCCGUCGGAUCAAAUCUGACGAUCAAAUCUAAAGCUAUGGGUCGAGUUUUUGUUCUGUAUUCAAUUGAAAAUCAGAUUCGAAUCCCUUGAUCCGUGAAUUUCACUGGAAUUUAUGUAUUUGAACUCCAAUUUUUCUGCAAUUAUCUGACCCAAUUGUUUCCGGUUGUAAAUUUGGCUAAAAUACUGUGAUUCUGCGAUGGAGCUCCGCAAAAAUUGUUGCUUCUCCGUUUUGUCUCCCGAUUUCACGAUCACUUGCAUCAUCAUCACCUUCACGAUCGUUAUACUCCGUGUUUUAUACGUUAUAUAUCAGAGUGGGAAGUUGCUACACCGUAGCGCGGCGGAGCAGCCUCUGAGUACUCUAAUUGUUUUAGGUUCAGGAGGACACACCACCGAGAUGCUUAAUGUCCUGUCUGCGCUGGGAAACGACAGAUUCACACCAAGGGUUUAUAUUGCUGCUGCUACUGAUAAUAUGAGCCUCCUAAAAGCUCGCACCUUGGAGACUUCUAUAGCUGAAAGGAGUGGGGUCAGGGAGAUCUCUGCACGGUUCAUGCAGAUCUAUAGAAGUAGGGAAGUUGGGCAAUCAUAUUUAACCUCUGUGUGGACUACUUUACUUGCUACAGCUCAUGCAUUGUGGCUGAUGAUCAGAAUCAGACCCCAAGUGAUUCUUUGCAAUGGCCCUGGUACUUGUGUUCCUCUGUGUGUAAUUGCAUUCUUGUUUAAGGUGGUGGGAAUUAGAUGGUCAUCUAUCUUUUAUGUUGAAAGUAUAGUAAGAGUGAAAAGGCUCUCUUUAAGUGGUUUGCUGCUUUAUCAAUUAAGGAUUGCGGAUCAAUUCUAUGUGCAGUGGCCAAAAUUGCAAAGAAAAUACUGUCGAGCUCAUUCUGUUGGCUGUCUUAUGUGAUUGAUACUCUGCUGCUAAUGGGUACUCUCACUAAAACCUCUUAAUUAAGAUAUUUUGCAUUCUACAAUUUUGAAGUUCCAGUCAAUUAUCAGUGGUAUAGGAAAUUUUAUGUUUUAAAUUUUAGUUGAUCAAUCAGGAUCUAAGCUACACUAGGGAUGUAGGAUAUUUUUGGUUCUGUUUAGUAUGUUGGAUAAACAUAUUGCAACAUCUUUUGAUCCUGCUUUCAAUGAAAACAUUUAUGAUUAAAUGCUUAAUUUGCAC
Messenger RNA from Rubroshorea leprosula, 1337 nucleotides. NCBI's taxonomy places the organism in Eukaryota, Viridiplantae, Streptophyta, Magnoliopsida, Malvales, Dipterocarpaceae. The record is from the annotation of a GenBank genome assembly.